UGAUCUUCGUUAUUAAAUGGUCUCUGGGUAAUUGGCGCUCAGACUAAAGCGGAGCAAAACUGACUUUUCAUGUUCGUACCGAAUCAGAGUACAUUUAUACUGUACAUUACUUAAUUUCAUCAGUGUUCAAAUUCUCAUUAAGGAAAGAGUGACCGUAAAAAUUUGUUUACUAGAGAGCAAAGCUUAUAAGUUAUAACUCAAGACUUAGCGACGCUGCGGAAUUGGUCGCAGGCUUCCCAAACACAUACUGACAGAGAAAUUUUACGGGAGAUCUGCGUAACUUGGUCAAAUCGAUAAAGCUUUUGACUCUAAAGAGCUCAGCUCUGUUCAUUACGCUGCCAUCGGUAAGCGGCUUUUUGACCGGAAAACAGAUUUCCUGUAAGCGGGCUUUGGCAAGCGGUGAUUCCACGGUGAGGUAAAGGUUGAACGGAUUAGCAACACCCGGCAGGACGAAUUCAGAGAGUCCAUAGACAUCGGUAUCCCGAUGAAAGCGCUGCGCAUCAGAUGUUCCGGCCAACACUGCCAAGACCAGUAAAAAGACAGCAAGUCUGCAUCUUAAGUGACCAGUUUUUGUCUCUGCGGUCGAUUGGGAGUACUAACAACAAAUUCCAUAAUUAUUCGAACAACAGCAUGAUCGAUAUGCCCUAAAUCUGUGCAAUCCAGGCCCCCUACAAAUGUGCUCCCAUCUCGUCCAGCCAGUCUUGACGGUGCUUCCCCAUGCGGACACUGUGGGCCAUCUUCGUGACCUUUAUCCCGCUGUUUGAUCGCGGUGUGCGGUGUCAAUCUGUCGCUCCGCCGACUUGUCUGGCAUGUGUGGCCACCAACGACACCGCCCUGGAGCUAUCCAUUCGUCUCUCCGACGUGGAGACCCUGACAUCGCGCGAUCCCGACCGCCCGCAGCUAACCAAAGCGGACGCUAAUCUGUUUAUCAACCGGGAUUUCAGGAAUUUUUUGACGGGAUACGAGAAUGCGGGCAGCAUGACGCUGUGCACGGAGAAUGCGGUGACGCCAAGGUCUGUUCGGUGCAUCGUGGAGCGCUACGGCUGUGCCACCGUCAUGUAUAACAGGACGGUGAUGGCUCGAGGAUGUAUGAAUAUUAUACGCUACUUCCGUGAGCGCGCCACGUUUAAUGCGACAACACGGAAAUCUAUAUAUUCUUGCUGGUAUGCUGACGAUGCCAAAAAGAUCGAAUUAUGCGCCUGUGAAGACAAGGCCAACUGCAACGAUCAAGGAGUGAUGCCGAAGGAAGAGCCCGUGUUUACAAAAGGAGGUGGACAGUCCGUGCUGCUAGUGCGAUGCACCCUUUUCAGUUUGUUAAUGUACUCAACAGUUCUUCAGAUAUGUAACAUGUUGUGCGCUGGGUUGCUGUUUUAAAGUAAUAACUUGUUUUCUAGAGUAGUGGAUGUAUCCAGUGUUAAAGUAUCAGUUAGUAAGUUACUCUAAUGUCAGAGUUGAUCAAUGCAGCAAGCCAAAUAUUUGUUUUGCUUUUUGCGUGAGCUUUUGUGCUUUGGCGGUUGACCUGCUAACUGUACCUCGAAUAUCGCAAAAACCUGUUUUGAAAAGAACACUGAAAUUGCGGACAUGUGUUUCUACACGGCAGUAAAUAAAAUUGCGAUG
This is a messenger RNA of Paramacrobiotus metropolitanus, 1617 nucleotides long. RefSeq lists its product as uncharacterized. The record is from RefSeq and is a predicted model, not a curated record. The transcript is spliced from 5 exons. Bases 718 to 1374 code for a protein of 218 amino acids. NCBI's taxonomy places the organism in Eukaryota, Metazoa, Tardigrada, Eutardigrada, Parachela, Macrobiotidae.